Molecule: messenger RNA, 768 nt
Organism: Suhomyces tanzawaensis NRRL Y-17324
Lineage: Eukaryota; Fungi; Ascomycota; Pichiomycetes; Serinales; Debaryomycetaceae
Gene: GLO2
Product: hydroxyacylglutathione hydrolase
Exons: 1
Coding region: 1-768 (255 amino acids)
Molecular function (GO): hydroxyacylglutathione hydrolase activity
Source: RefSeq, a predicted model, not a curated record
AUGCAAAUUAAGUCCAUUCCCAUGAGAUGGGGCUCCGGUGACAACUACGCCUACCUCGUCAUUGAUACCCCAACCAAGCAUGCUUGGUUGAUCGAUGCAGCUGAGCCGGAAGACGUGUACAAAUAUCUCAAGGAGAACAAGCCUGGCUUCGAAUUGAAAGCCAUUGUCAACACCCACCACCACUACGACCACUCGGACGGGAACAAAGAGUUCCACAAGAAGUACCCUGACUUGCCAGUGGUGGCAGGCAAGGACUCGCCAUUGGUUUCGUACACUCCUUCCCACCAGGAAGUAAUUGACUUGGGAGACAAUCUUUCCAUCACCGCAUUGCACACUCCCUGCCACACCCAAGACUCCAUCUGCUACUACGUGGAGGACUCCAAGACCAACGAGCGUGCUGUGUUCACGGGAGACACCUUGUUUGUCAGUGGCUGUGGUCGUUUUUUCGAGGGAAAUGGCGAAGAAAUGGACAGAGCCUUGAACAAGGUCCUUGGAAAGUUACCCAAGGAUACCAAGGUGUAUCCUGGCCACGAAUACACCAAGCUGAACGUGAAGUUUUCCUCCACCAUCUUGAAGAACGCAGCAAUUGACAGAUUGGUCAAUUUCGUGAAGACCAACGAAUUCACGACUGGGGAGUUCACCAUUGGAGACGAAUUGGAACAUAACCCGUUCAUGAGAUUGACAGACCCCCAGGUCCUCAAAGUCACCGGAGAACACGAUAGAACGGCUGUGAUGACAAAAUUGAGAGAAUUGAAGAACAACAGCUAG